Messenger RNA from Phyllotreta striolata, 10357 nucleotides. The record is from the annotation of a GenBank genome assembly. NCBI's taxonomy places the organism in Eukaryota, Metazoa, Arthropoda, Insecta, Coleoptera, Chrysomelidae.
AUGCGUGUACAAAAAAAAAAUUAUAAUAGCCGACCGGAUCGAAACUCGUUCUUCCACAAAACGACGUUAUUAUUCAAAAUACUACGAGAAGAGACGGUAAGAAAAAAAAAAACACCCAAUAAAAUAUCAGUCAACUUGUUGCUGGCGUUCGUCGGUCGAGUUCUCGAACCGUUCCGGCGCGUCGGUUCGGGCGCCUCCGUCGCCGCUCGUCGGCCGUUCGACCCGACGAGUUUUUUAGUGUUUCUCGAGAGAUCGAAGAGUGCGCUGCGUCACGCCGGGCCCCGUCCGCGUUUCAAGGACAUUCGCUACAUUGUAGCAAGGACGCGCAAACGCAAACGGGAGGCUUUUAAAGAGGACUCGAACGAGGACCUCGAGAAUAAGAGAAGGCGCCGCCUCCACCGCCACGGGCACCACCACCGCCACCGCAGCAGCGCUAGCGGUGUCAAGCAGAACAAGAAGAUCCUCGAAGAAGUUCCCGAUCUUCAGGAAAUCGAAACAGAGCACCACCACAAUCGCCAUCACCGCCACCAUCACCACCAUCAUCGCCGGAAGGAGUUCGUCCGUCGAAGGCGGCGCGACGGCGAUGGCGGCGACGCCGACGACGUCGCGACGGUGCUGAUCGUCGACGAGCCGGCCGGCGACGAUGCGCCUGGGGAAUCUAUGCCCUGCAGCGCCAACGCGGAAGCCGUGAAUGGUAGCGAAGAGGAGGAGGAAGAGGAGGAUUGCGUGAUUGUGGCUCAAACCGGGACGAACAUAACGUCGAAUAGGACCGUGGAGCAAGGGAAUUGCUCUUUUAGAGGUGACGAUGACGUACCGUCGGUGUCGUCCUCGCCUUCCCCCUACGUCGUCAACAGAAUGGACAUCGUCGUCGGCGGCGUCGCUUCAUCCCUACCGGACGGAGGAUCAUCAUCAUCGUCGGCGCCAUCAUCGGGAUGCGGUCUGUUGUCGCGCUAUCACCACCACCACCACCACCACCACCAGCAACAACUACAACAACAACAACAACAACACCAUCAGAACCACCACCAGCACCAUCACAACCAGGACGAUCGAAGCGAUUCGGGCGUGAGUUCGUUGCGUUCGUGCAUCAGUAGCGGCGAUGAACGGUCUGGUUCUCGAUCGAGCGCCCUGAGCUCCACCGACGAACCCACGUCGUCGUCGUCGUCGUCGAGCAACAACGGCAACGACGUCGUCGCCGUCGCCGCCGCCGCCGCCGUCGCCUCAUCGACGUCCGCCGGCGUCCAGCAGCACACUUUGAGAAACAGGUCGCCUUUGUAUAUUCCAGCCGCCGCGUCGGCGUCUUCUAUACAACAGAGACACCACCACGAAGCGAACGAGCCGGUGAGGGUCUGGAGAGAUCCGAGCCUGUUGCUCGAAGAGCCGCAUGUUCGGCACAUACACAGCGUUCAGCAUCAGACGCUACUAAUGUCACACUCUAACACGCCAGCCAGCGCGUCAGCCGGCCCGCCGCCCCCCUCGUCAGUGUCAUCGGUAGCCGGCCACCAGGCGGCCGCCGCCGCCUUGGGCGCCUACCCCGUCGUCCCGGCGUCGCUGAUGACGUCGCACGUGCCGCUCGCCGGCCACCACCCGCACCUCGCCGGCGCCGCCGCCGCCGCCUCCUCGCACUCGCUCUACCACCAUCCGACGGCGGCCGCCGCCGCCGCCGCCGCCCAAUUCACCGACAUGCUGUGGAAGAGCGGCGGCCAGCGCGGCCACCCGUCCUACGGCGUGCCGGCGCACGUGCUCGCCGCCGCCGCCGCCCACCAGGCCGGUGGAGGAGGCGGCGGCGAGGAGUCGCUCGUCGUGCGGGAGCACCUGCAGGACAGGGAGCGCCAGGAGCGGUUGUACAGGGAGCGGCAGAACCAGGAGAUGGAGAAGCAGAAGGAGAAGGAACGAUUGGAGAGGGACAAGCAGGAACGGGAGAAAAUCGAGCGGGAGCGUGAGAAGCGAGAGAAGGAGGAGAAGGAGAGCCUCGAUCAGGCUAUACAUAAUCAUUUCGAGAAGUCGCUCAGGGCGUUUCAAUCAAAGACUUGGAACCCGAUAGGCGGCGGAGGCGGCGGAAAGGCCUCCUCGCAGGCCAGGACGCCGAUGAUGGCCGACGACGAGCGAAAGCGCGCCGAGGACAUGUACCACAGGGUGCACAUGGCGGCGGUGCGCGACAACCGCGACCACCACCGCGCCUACUACGCCGUCCAGCGCGCCGCGAACGCCCCGCCGAAGGCGGCGGCGGCGGACUAUCCGCCGCCGCCGGCCCACAGCCGCGUCUCCGUCUCGUCGUCGAAACCCGGCGAGAAGCUCCCUGCGCAGUCGUUAUCGAUGGCCAAGAACGAACCGAACGCGUACGGCUACGCCGCGCACGCGCACGCCGUCCAAAACAGCUACUUCGAACCGAAGAUGAAAUCCGACGUGCACAAGGCGCAAGCGCCGAGCGGUUUGAUGGUCACCAAAACGGGCCCGUUGGAUCGGGACGAUCGAGGCGAAAUGAAGAAUUCCGUGAUCGUCAAACACGACGCGAAGAAUCCGCACCACGUCGACGGGCAGAUGGCGCUGCAGCGAGGCGUGUCGGUGGCGCACGCGCAUUCGCCCGGCGCCAAGUUGCGCAACGAGAUGCUCGGCCACUACCAGAACGCGGCGGUGGCCGGCGGCGCCAAGGGCAUCUACGACUACCGCGGCGCCGGCCAGUCGCCGCACCAUUUGCAGCCUCACCACGUCGUCGAGGCGCAGAACCUCGGCAAGGCGACCGGCGGCGGGCAUCACAGGCCCGGCGCCGGGCCGCAUCACCAGCACCAGCAGCAGCAGCAGCACCAGCAGAGGCAGAGUCCGCACCAGCACCAGCACCAACACCAGCCGGCGGCGCACCAUUCGCCCGAUUUGAGGUACAGGGGCGGCGCCGACGUCUAUCAAACGGCUGCCAAAGCGAACUAUUCGUUCACGACGGCGGGUUACACGAUAUCCUCCGCCCCGCCAGCGAUGGUGAAUUCCAAGCCGAAGGUGAGCAGCCCGGCCCCCCAUCAAAUCUUCGGCAAACCGCACCUGGUGAGCGGCGUCGUCGCGGCGCCGCCCCCGUCGCCUCGGGACCGCUCUAGUCGCGACAACAGCUCGCCCAUACCGCUGACGUCGAAACCGCCGCCGCCGCUGAUCGGCGCGUCGAUAUCGCCGUCGCCCUACCAGCAAGUCUCCCAGUACCACCCGCCCCACGUCCAACCGCCGGCCGUCGUCGGCUGUCUGCCGCCGCCUGCACACGCCCAGACGCCCUCCACCGUGAUGGACCGCUUCGACAGAUCCAAACCGCCCGGCGGCUACGUCCCCAGCGGCCUCUCCGUCAAACUGGUGGCGCCCGGCGGCGGCCAGCACCACCACCACCGUUCGUACUCGCCCACCGCCGUCCAGAGCCAACCGCUCGACCUCGGCAUGGGCUCGAACAACCACCGCGCCCAGUCGCCCAAACGCAAGGCGCCGCCGCCCGUCGGCGUCGAUUCGCCGCACAAUCCGGCGCCGUUCGUCGACGCGAAGAAGCGCAAAAUCGACUCGUCCGCGACUAUCGCUACUACUAGUGCGCAGGCGCAGUUAUCGCGCGUGAGCGAACCGAGCCCGUUGAUCGCGAGUGCCGCCACCACGAUCACCACCGUGGUGAAUACCGCCGCGUACAGGACAACACCGCACGAUUCCGACGGAGCCGGCGACCUCGGUGUUGCGACGGCGACGCCCGGUUCCGAAUCGCAGAGCCCGGCGCCGACGCCGACGCCGCCGGCCAGCAAUACGCCCGGUCCGGUCGACGUCAACGAGCAGCCCGGCACGCCGGGCAAACUCGCGCCGAGCGUCGUCGAUUCGGAGAAGAGCAACAGCCCCGGACCGGCGGCGACGGCGGCCAAAGCGGCGUCGGCGUCGAGCGCGGGCGGCAGCUAUCCGGUGAGGCAUUUGAAGAAGGCUUGGCUGCAGAGGCAUACGGGCGAGGACGCCGCCGAAGAUACGACGGGCGUCGUCGGCUCGGGCACGUGCGUCACGUUACCGUUGAACAUCAAAACCGCCGCGACGCCGCCGCCGCCGACGUCUAACAGCAAAGAGGGCGGCAAUCCGGUGAAUUCGUUGCACGCGAUCGGUUCGAUGGCGGUGAACAGCAUCAGCAAAAUGAAGCACUUCAAUUCGAGCAGCAGCAGCGGCAGCGGCAGCAACAACAACAACAACAAAUCGAAUCGCAAGAAGGAGACGAUCGUCGCGAACGGCGACGCCAAACCCAACGACGAUUCGUCGAGCAGCGAUCAGGAGAAAGGCGGCGGCGGUGGCGGCGCGGCGGGCGGUCGCAAGUCGCCGCCGAAGCGCAAGCCGCCGAAAGUGAAGCGAAAAAAAGGCGGGGGGUCCGCGACGAAAAAGGCCGUCGACGACAAGAAGCAACAGCUGCAACAGCAGCGGAAGAGCAGCAACAGCGGCGGGCCCCAUCAAGUCACCACGACGACGCCGGCGGCGAGCGAGAGCGGCAGCGACAGCGACAAGGAGAGCGCCAGCGACAAGGACAGCGAUUCAGGAGCGAGCGGCUCAACGCCCGCCAGGAAACCGCUGCAUCAGCAGCAGCAGCAGCAGCAACAACAGCAGCAGCAUCGAAAGCGCGGCAGGAAGCCGAAGGGAAACGGCGGCGGCAACGGCGGCGGCGCGGCGCCCGGCGCCUCAAAAAACGAUAGGGGCGGCGGCGACGAGCCGCGGCCGAAGAAGAGCAAGGAGGAGACGCCGCCGCCGCCGCCGCCGCCGCGGGACCCGUUCCGCAAGCCGCCCGUCGCGCAGUUGAAGAAGACGGGCGAGAGCUUCCUGCAGGACGGGCCGUGUUUCGAGGUGGCGCCCAAAUUGGGCAAGUGCAGGGAGUGCAGGUGGACGCCCAAUCAACGGUCGAAGAACAUGCCCAACAUAUUUUGCAGGUUUUACGCCUUCAGGCGGUUGAGGUACACGAAAAACGGGCAAUUGGCCAUCGCCGGGUUCUCGGAUCCCCAUAAGGACGCCAUGGAGGACGACAUACGAUUGUGGCUACCCAACGCCGAUAAUCCACCGGCCGAUUUGGACCUCGAAACGUCCAGGUUCCUUCUCAAACAAGUGGGCGAUCAUUUCUGCGAUUUGCUGGUGCAGGAAAAAGAAGCGAACGCCGAACAUCUGGCGGAAGAAAAAACGGUGGCCUGGAAGCGAGUCGUACAGGGCGUUCGAGAAAUGUGCGACGUAUGCGAGACGACAUUGUUCAAUUUCCAUUGGGCCUGCGGCAAGUGCGGCUUCGUCGUUUGCAUCGAUUGCUACAAGAGCCGAAAACGCGGCGCCAUCAAGGUAUGGGGCGAGGCGAACAAGGACCGCGACGAGUACUCGUGGCUGUUGUGCACCAAUCGACAGGUCCACGAGCAGGAGAAGCUGAUGCUGACGCAGAUCAUCGCCGGCGAUUCGUUGAACAAAUUGGGCCGGAUGGUGCACGAGAUGCGCGACCUGUGGGGCAUCGAACAGUUCUGCGGCUGUCCCGCCGCCAAGGAGGCCUCGCCCAACAAGAACAACAACAACCAACAGGUCAGGGACAUCGUCAGGAGCAUACUGGGCGAUAAGAUCAACGGCGCCAAGAAGGAAUUCAAAGAGGAAGACGAUUCGUGCCCGGAUCGAGUCGAAGUAAAGAAAGAAGGCGGCGGAGGCGGCGGAGGAGGCGGCGGAGGCGGCAGCAGCAGCGAAGACGAGGGCAAUUUCUCGACGUUGCGCGAACUCCUCAUCAGGCCGUCGCACAAACCGAACGGUUCUCGAGCCGCCUCGCCCACCGCCAACAAAACCGAACCGAAGAAGAAACCCGCCCAGCCGACGAAGCCGGCCGACCUCGACGACGUCAUAUCGAGCGUCAUCGAGGACAACGUGCCGCAGAAGACGGCCGUCGAGACGCCGACGGAGCCGAAGAACGAGCUCAAGCACUUCGUCCGGCGGUACAAUUGGCAGGGCAAGGGCCGCGUCCAGUUGCCCAUCAGGAUCAUGACGUUGACCGAGAGCAAGACGCUCUAUCCGAACGCGCCGCACAGUUGGCUGUGCGACGGCAAGCUGUUGCGUCUGAGCGACCCGCUCUGCGACGAAAACUACAAGAUAUUCCAGGACCAAUGGAAGCGCGGCCAGCCGGUGAUCGUGAGCGACAUCACGCGCAACAUCGACAACGAUUUGUGGCAUCCGGAGGCGUUCGCGCGCGACUUCGGCGACGAGAAAAACGACCUGGUCAAUUGCAUGACGGGCAAAGUGGUGCCCAAUCAACCGAUGCGCAAGUUCUGGGAGGGUUUCGAUCACUUCGGCAAACGCCUGAAAGACGACCGCGGCCAGCCGAUGUUGCUCAAACUGAAAGACUGGCCGCCCGGCGAGGACUUCGCCGAGAUGCUGCCCACCCGCUACACGGAUCUCAUGAAGGUUCUACCGUUGAGCGAGUACACCCAUCGCACCGGUCGUUUGAACCUCGCCAGUCGACUGCCCGAGUGCUUCGUGCGACCCGAUCUCGGCCCGAAGAUGUACAACGCCUACGGCUCGGCGCUGCAUCCCAGCAAAGGCACCACCAACUUACACUUGGACAUCUCCGACGCGGUUAACGUGAUGGUGUACGUCGGCAUACCGAAAGACGCCGAUACCGACGAGCACAUCAAGGAGGCAUUUAGGGCGAUCGACGAGGCCGGCUGCGAUAUACUGACGAGGCGGCGCGUGCGCGACAAAGGCGAGCUACCCGGCGCCCUGUGGCACAUCUACAACGCGCGCGACGCCGACAAAAUCCGCGAUCUACUCAACAAAGUCGUGGUGGAGAAGGGCGGGCGAUUGGAGCCCCACAACGACCCAAUACACGACCAGAGCUGCUACCUGGACGGGCCGCUGCGCGAGCGCCUCUACAAGGAGUACGGCGUCGAGGGGUACGCCAUCGUCCAGUGCAAGGGCGACGCCGUGUUCGUGCCGGCCGGCGCGCCGCACCAGGUGCGCAACCUGCACAAUUGCAUCAAGGUGGCCGAGGACUUCGUGUCGCCGGAGAACGUGUCGCACUGCUUCCAUCUGACGCAGGAGUUUCGCGACUUGAGCGACACGCAUUCGAACCACGAGGACAAGUUGCAGAUCAAGAACAUCAUCUAUCACGCCGUGAAGGACGCGCUGUCGGCGCUCGGUGCGAUCGUCGACGGGCGGUUGGACGCGAAGCGCGAGAAAGAGGAGAGUUUGUCGUCGAGCAGCAGCAGCAGUAGUAGUGGUGGUAGCAGUAACGGGGGCGGCGGUGUCGGUGGUGGCGGCGGCGACGCGGAACAUUCGGCCAAAUCGGACUCGAACGAGGCCGCCGUUUGAAAUAUUUCAUUGUGAUAACGUUUGCUAUGCGGUUGAUUUGACGUGUAUUUUUUUUCGUUUCGACUACUCUUGGCGGAAACGAGUGGAUUUUUCGGGAACAUUCUCGUCCGGAAUCGGAACUCUUGUUUAUUAUUUUGUUAAACGAACGUCUGAAUUUCAUUGUGAUACAAUUUCUGGUUUAUUACUACGCGUUUAUUAUUUUUUUAACUGUUAGUUUAUGGAAGAAUUUGAUGCGGAUCGUGUGUGUGAUAUAUUUUUUCACAGCCCCCGGGGACUUGGCGUGUGCGCAAGAGAUUAACGGUGUGCGAUGGAUAUUUCUCUAAUAAUUGUUGUUUCGUUUCUUCUCUCCCGUGUACAUAAGUGUAAAAACAAACACAAAAAUUUUUUGAGACUGUUAUGUAAGUUGUAAUAAUUUUCUGUUCGUUUGUUUGUUUUAAUUUUUUUGUCGAUUGAUUUUGUUUUAAAUGCUGAAUAUGCACGGUUUAACUUCCUGUACGUAGAGACUGGUGACGGGCGAGUGGGCGGCGGCGGCGGCGGUUCCCGCCCCCCGUACCGUUGCGUUUAUUCUAUUUACACUCUCUCGUCUUCUGUAUUCUUUUGUAAUUAAUCCGUACGACGACGAUCGAGACAUUAUAUUUGUUAUUGUCAACCUUUAAAAUGCUGAAAUAUUUAUUGUAAAGUUUAAAUUAUCGAUUAACAAGGAUUUGAUCAAUGUGAUUAAAGUAGAAAGGAACAUUUUAGUGACGACAUUAAGUUGUAUCGAGUCGAACAAAUACAAGAAAGGAUCGUAGUAGGCUUUUAAUACAAAUAUUGACCGAUGGUGGCGCUACUUUCGCCCGAUUAAUUGUUCUCGAACCGCGAUCUUUGUUAUAGUUUAUUAUUUUCGUGUUUGAAAUAAAAAGAAAAUGUAUAAAAUAGUCCAAAAACAGACUCAAAAUACCGAUUUACACACUUGACAAAGAUUACGCGUUUCGUUUAGUUCAAAUGAACAUCGCUAGUGUCACAUAAAGUAGUGUUUUGCUCAAUAUGUUGAUUUUUUUCUAACCUGUCAUUUAAAUCAAAUUAAACAAAUGAUGGCAUAUUUUUUAUUAUUAACAAAUGUAUAAGUUCUAAUUUUUGGAAAUUGAAAAUUAUUUUAUUAUUAAAUUGUUUCUAUUUUAUUGGUUCUUUUAGAAAAUUAUCGCAAUUACGUUUCAAUUGACACUAAUGACAGAAUGACAGUUUGAAAAAAAUCAAAAUGGCGCGAUUCUUCUAGAAUAAUGUAAGUACAUGUUCCUUUCUAAUACUACUUAAAUCGUUUAAAUGCGUAAAUAAUUAAAGAUCGUUUCGUCGUACAAUUAUUUUACGAAAAAAAAUAAAUACCGGUUGUUAUUUCGUAACUAUUUGUAUACUGUGCCUGUUGUUAAAAGAAUUUAAGAAAGAAAAAAAGGAUAAAUUCUAAUGUGGUAUUUUUAGCAAUCUGCUAUUCAGUAUUCGAUGUGGGUUAAUAAAAAUGUUUAAAUACAAAAAAACUAAUAGAAGAGUGUUAGGUUUACGCGACGUUUUAUUCGCAUCUCUCGAACGAGACGAAAACGAUCAUAUGGAACAUUUUCAAAGUGCUAUUUCGAAGUGCCAAUUCAAUUAUAUAAAUAAUUAAGAAAAACAAAGAUUGGGGGGAUGAAAGAUGAAAGACUGUUUCGCUGCAAUCCGAGGGGUAGCCGUUUGAGUGAAAAAGUGAUGACGAGGCGGUGAAUUUGAUGAAAAUGAUCUCGAUUUGUUUCUUACUUUACAACGACGAAUUUUACUAUUUUUUACCCGACUAUUGUUAGAUUAAUUAAUUUUGGGGGGUCGUUUAAUUGCGUCGACCCUCGUUCCUAAAUGGACGUUUUAUUUUUUUUGAAAAUUAAUGUUUUUUUUUGUAAAUCUCCCGAGAUAAUCGUUUAUCAAUCUGCAUAUAUUGUAUAUUGUUUGAAGGACAAAUUAUUUAUUUGCUUUUGCGGUAAUGUACAGUAGUAUAGAUUUUUGUACAGUAAUGAAUAUAUUUUAUGUUUUCCUUUUAAUUGCCUAUUCACGAGGCCCAAAUAGUUUUUUGUACUAUGUAUAUUGUGUAAGAAUUAUAGGUUUGAAUAAGAAAAUGUUUAUUACGAUUUCUCUCGUUUUUUUAUUCAUUUUAUCACUUGGGUUAUUAUCUAAUUGGCUGAUGCUUUUUUUUAAUGUCAAUGUCAAUAUCAAAGCCACCUAGAUGAUAUCGUUAGGUACAAUUAAACCUUCGAGGUAAGUAAUUACAUUUAUUUACGAAAAUAUCAGUUUCAUUUCAGCAACAUCUCGAAUUUAUUCGUAAACUAUUUAAAUUAGCACCGAAUUAGUUUUUCCUUCUACAUAAACUACCACCCGUUCGAAAAAAAAUUCCAACAAACACUUUUGCAACUAAGUACUAGAAAAAAAAAACGAAACGAGAUCGUUCGAAGUAAUAAAUACACCUGUUGUUGCAUUAAACCGUAAUUAUUAGUAAAAAUCACAAGUAAUAAUUAAAAAAAAAAUACUAUUUCUUAAAUGGUUCACGAGUUUUCGUUACGUUUUCUUUGUUUAUAUCAUCGAUUUUUUUUAUACAACCUGUACAAUAAAAUAUAAUUUAAUCUGUCACAAUCAGUACGCUAAAUACACAAGUCAACUAAAAUCGUGUGUGUGUGUGUGUGUACGUGAAAGUCUCGUUCGUUCGAAUUCAAAGCAUCUUCGAAUUGUUUUUAUUCUCCUUAACACUCACAGAAGGCGGCGGCGGCGGCGGCGGCGACGGAGGCGGCGCCUGCAAACCUCCAUCGCUCGUUUUGGCAUCGCAAUUGCCCUUCGUAUCCGAUCCGCUACAACCCUUCGGGGGACCCUUCGAACCCCCUCCCGAUUCCCCGCCGCACCCCUCGUCGCCCUUCUUCCCCUUCGCCUCCUUCUCCUUUUGCAACGCCUUCAGGAUCUUGUCCUCCACCUCGAGGAUCUCCUCCUUGUCGAUCAGAUCGAUCAAUUCGUCGAUUUGCUUCGGGCUCAAGUUCACGUUCUCCUUGCCGAUUAUUUCUAUCACCUACAA